UAUUUGGUGGGAACUAUUUGCGUGUCCUGUGUUGCGCUGGGACGCAUUUGAUUGCAACAAUCGCAGGUGAACAUGUGGUUGAAGCUAGAAGUGCAAGUAAGUGAAGCUAGGAAGAGUAAGUAAGUGAAGCAAGUAAGAGAAGCUAGGAAGAGUAAGUAAGUGAAGCAAGUAAGAGAAGCUAGAAGUGCAAGUAAGUGAAGAAUACAUGUUUAAAGUGGACCCAUUCCCUCGUGGUUUAUGUGCAGCCAGUGAGUUCGACGGUGGAUUGAAGGUGGAUGGCGAAGUGCGCCCGCAUCCAAUAAACAUCUGUCAGUAAUGAAAAAGAACAACGGUGGCGUCUAAUUCCUGGAGGGAGUGAUAGUCGAACUCAAGCCUGCUGAUUCCCCGGACCUGCUCGUGCAAGACAGCUCGUCAAGACGGAGUCACAGCCACUGUUAAAGGACACACCAGUUCAUCCAUUUUUCAUGAAGACGUCCGUAAGUCAGGCACUUAAGUGUGUGUUCUGAAAGGUGACACAAGGAUUGAAAAAAGUACAAUGGACUACGAAGGGCUGUGUGUAGCCAAAUAACAUAACAGUGUUUAGCAAGAUAUUAAGAGUCAUUAAUGCAAGAUAUUUAGUGAUAUUGAUCAUUAAUUAUUUCAUUAUAAAUAGUUAAUUGAUUUCCUUAAGAAAAGUGAAUUUUUCGUUUAUGUGCAUUUAAGAAAGCUGCCAUUUUGAAGUGAAGUUUGAAAUUCUGUAUUUUAUUUGAAGGGUUAAUUUGAAAGACAGUAACCUAACAUGGUAUAUCCUAUUCUCUUGAGUAUGUUUGGAAAAUGUGUAUUGUAAACUGCAUUGCAACUUAAGACAACUUGAUUGUGUACAGGCUAUUUUCAAAUAAUUUAAAAUGUCACAAAUGAGUGAAGAGAGUCAAUAUAAAGGAUCACUUGUAGAACAAGUAGCAGAGGCAGAGCAGAGAGAUGACUCUAGCGUUGUACAACAAGCAGAACAGUUUGAAGAGCCUCGACGAAGUGAUAGAGCCCGUACAUUAACAGAAAAAGGGAAAGAAUUGCAGAAAGAAAAAACAAAAGAGCUUCUACUUCACUUUGACAAUAUUUACGAGCGCUGGAAGGCCUUAACUAAGUUGGCUAAGAAAUCUGUUAUCAAACAAAAUCCUAGCAACAUCCUACAAGAUCACAUCAGCAUUAUUGAAAGAGAAUCAUCUGAACUGAAUAUUGUUUAUGAAGAUUAUCGAAGGAUCGACAGCCCACCUCAUGAGAUGCGCCGGAAGCUGGAUACAUGUAUAUCAGUCACCAAGAUUGUUGUACACAAUGCACAGUCUCAAAUUCAAGGAACAAAGGAAGAACUGAUUUGGCCUGAUGCAAGCUCUGUAUUCGCAUCUACAACGUCCAGUGUUUCAUCUCCGGACUCAAAGUGUUCUAAGGCUACUUCCAUUCGCUCUAACAUUUCCUCCGUUAAAAGACAAGAAGCCGCUGCGGAGUAUGCAGCUACCAGAGCUGUAUUGAAGAUUAUGGCCGAGCAAGACUGCCAGCAAGAGAAACUGCAAAGACUUGAAGUUGAGGACAAGCGGAUAGUUGCAGACCAAGAAGCAGCUGCAUUAACUCGCCGUCUUCAAGGCGAAAGAGAAGAGACUGAACGUAGGAGUGAACGUAGGAGAGAAGAGACUGAACGUAGGAUAGAAAAGGAGACACAAGAAGCCUCUCUCUUAAAGAAACAGCAGGAAGAGAAUGCUGCAAGAAAAGGUUCUGUAGAAGAGUUGAAAAGAGAGCUUGGACGUUUAGAGGAGCUAAAAAGACUGGAUGCAGCCAGAGCAAGGCUUCAAGUCUACGAUGAAAAUGAGUUUUAUCCAGACCAAAGGCUGAGUCCACAUAAGUAUGAGCUGCCUAGGUUCGAGCAAGCAAUUGACCAGGUGAAUCCUGUGUAUCAGGACCCACAACCACUAAGAAGAGAUGUGGCUCCAAGAAGUGUGCUUCAAAACGACACAGGAGAGCUUGUUAAAGUCCUGGCUGAGGCCAUAUCAGCAAAUAGGCUUCCCAUUCCAGAGCCUACAAUCUUCAGUGGGGAUCCACUCAAGUUUAAUCAUUGGAAGUCUUCAUUUCAGACCCUAAUUGAGAGAAGAGAUAUUCCAACUGCAGAGAAAAUCUUCUUCCUUCAGAAAUAUGUGGGAGGAGCAGCUAAAGAAGCAGUAGAAGGUUAUUUCCUGAUUGAUUCAGAAGAUUCAUAUCACGCAGCAUGGAACGUGCUCAAGGAACGUUACGGCGAGCCUUUUGUGAUUGCCAAGGCCUUCCGAGACAAACUACAUGCAUGGCCAAAAUUAGCUCCGAAGGAAAGUGACGACUUAAGAAGAUUUGUGGACUUUCUACGUAGUUGUGAUUUCGCUAUUGCUCACAAUGAGAGUUUAAAAGUUCUUAAUGAUGCUAUUGAGAACCAAAAACUAACUGCCAAACUACCCGACUGGUUAAGUACCAGAUGGAACCGAAGGGCCACACAAUACCAACUGGAACACAGAAGGUUCCCAAGCUUUAAUUAUUUUGUGACGUUCCUGUCAAUGGAAGCUAGUAUUGCGUGCAACCCUAUAACAUCUUACAACGCAUUACGACAAAGCGAACCUGAUAAAGCAAAGAUCAAGAAUCAAACCCCUUUGUCUUACAAGAACCAAACUGUAGGUGCCAAGAUCUUCACAACCAACACCAGUGAAAGAAACAGUCACAUGUGUGUUAUGUAA
This is a messenger RNA of Pseudoliparis swirei, 2723 nucleotides long. RefSeq lists its product as uncharacterized. The record is from RefSeq and is a predicted model, not a curated record. NCBI's taxonomy places the organism in Eukaryota, Metazoa, Chordata, Actinopteri, Perciformes, Liparidae. The transcript has 2 exons. Bases 885 to 2723 code for a protein of 612 amino acids.